Physella acuta is the source of this 1395-nucleotide messenger RNA. RefSeq lists its product as uncharacterized. NCBI's taxonomy places the organism in Eukaryota, Metazoa, Mollusca, Gastropoda, Physidae. The record is from RefSeq and is a predicted model, not a curated record.
CACACGUGUGUGCGGCGUGGAUGAUUGGGUUUAGUUUUUUUCUGGAUGGCGUUUGUGGAUGUCACCGUGCCUGCUUGUCUGGAUAAUGUACACAGUUUUAGAACUUGAUUUUCUCAGGAUGAUACCAUUGUCAAGACGGAAUCCAUUAUGAGAAGUCAUUGACCUUUUAAAGCUGCAAGACAAGGUCAAUGAACCCACAGAGAUAAAGUCAUUGACCUCACAAGUAAAAGACAAAGUAAUUAAGGGCCGUCCUUACAUGACGUCACACAUAUGGGAAGUUGCGCCUUGGACCUGAGUGAUGAUCUGUGACGUGUGACGAGAGAAUGUCACGUCACCAUUUUGCAUUAUAAAAGUGUGCUGACUCUCCUCGUCCUGCGCGGCCUAGCCACGCGGCAGUCAACAAGUUUUCACAAAACGUAAACAUUGGUCAAACUGGCACACGAUGACCAGCGUCCACUUCAACUCACGCUCGUCGUCUGCCGUGAGCCGGCAGAUCAGGGUGGCGUGAUUCAAGCGUGUCUGUCUGAUAGCAGGUCGCUGUGACCAGUCUACUGUUGCCGUCUACUGUUGGCGUCUGCUGUUUGGGGGACUAUGUGUCGAUGAGGCUGAGACUAUGGUGUCGCUGCAUCUGCUGUGUCUUCUGCUGAUCGUCUGCUCGACCCAGGGGGCGGGCGUGUCCGCGCACCUGAUCGACAAGAGGCCGGACUGUUUCAAGAGCUGUUCGCAUGACGUUGAGUGUACCAUAAAGAUCUCUGACACAAUGUGUAGUUACGUUGAUGUCCAUGAUCAGGCCAAGGGUGGGGACACCAACAUCGCAGGAAGGAUCUGGAACUUGACCAUGAAGACGUCAACAGAUGAGAAGUACCGCUAUGUGGACCUGGAGUGGGGAGCACCGGAUGACGGAUCUUACAACUUCCUGACUGGCUUCCUCCUGAGCAUCAGUACAGUCAACCUUGACAGUGACAAGUUUUUAACCCCACAGCUGGAAUGCUUCAACCUUGACCUUGGCAAUUGGACAGCCCCUCACCGCCAGCUACUUUCAACGCGUUCGUACGGUGCCCAGUUUUUCUUCAACUGUCUGCGACUGUCUCGCAACAUCUCCAGGGAGGUGACGGUCAUCAUGCACAGCCAGCCAAUCAGUGAGAAGCUACCCAAGCUGGUGCAGAAGUCAUUCAAGGUUCCAAGUGCCCUAGAGGACCAGUACACCACGUACUUCGACCACAAGCAGAUUGGUCUACUGCAUGUCAUCAUCCACAAGCACAAGAAACUGACGGACCAGUUUCAGGCAGUCUUGCAUGAAAGGCAAUAUCCCUCCAUUGUCCGCUUCAAGCAAAUCUUACCACUGGUGAGGUUUUAUGUUAUCUAACGUCAGACUUGUCUAAAAAACAUCUUGCA